Rhodamnia argentea is the source of this 2132-nucleotide messenger RNA. RefSeq names its product probable magnesium transporter NIPA8. The coding region runs from base 703 to 2028 and encodes 441 amino acids. The record is from RefSeq and is a predicted model, not a curated record. The transcript has 14 exons. Gene Ontology annotation, molecular function: magnesium ion transmembrane transporter activity. Lineage: Eukaryota; Viridiplantae; Streptophyta; Magnoliopsida; Myrtales; Myrtaceae. Gene Ontology annotation, cellular component: membrane. Gene Ontology annotation, biological process: magnesium ion transport.
AUCGAAGGCCCCACAGCCAACGGAGCCCAUUUUCCACGCAUCUAGCGGCAAAGGCUGAGCGGACCACAGGGGCUGCCGUGGACCCUGACGCAGAGGAUCGCGCGGUCGGCAAAGCGUCGCGCUUUUUUGCUAUUGACCCACCACCCUCAAAUUCUCCCUAUCUCCACUUUUUCUCUUUCCCACUUCUAAGCAAUUUUCUAUUCUCUCUCUGGGAAAUAUUCUCUUGACGGAAAAGAGUGCAAGUUUAGAAACCAAAGGAAGGAGAUUUUCUUGAGGCGACCAAGAAAGAGGCAAUCCCAGAAAUCUUCUUGGGCAGCAUCAUUGGAUCCAGCGCGUGCCUCGAAGCGUCCAUCAUUGCGAUCCGCGGUGUGAAAAAAGUUGGGAGGGAAUCAAAUUCACUUGUUUUUGUUUUGCCCAAGAGCUUUUGGAGGGGCAGCGGCAAACUUUUUGUUCGCACACGCUUUCUUUCCCGACAUAAUCGGUCUCGUUUUGGGAGGUAAAGAGUUUACUGAGUUUUUGAGUUUUUCAACCUCGGUGUUGAGAAUCCAUCUUGAAACUAGACUGUAAGACCUCACUUAUUUGCGAAAGUCAUCUUUCUGAUGAUGUGAUGCUUUCGCAAUGUUGUGAGAGUGCGUAGCUGAAAGAGGACGGUGCCGUGUUUCUUGUGCUUUAUGCGGGGGUGUCAUUGGCACCUCUUAAUCCAUGGGGGAUUGGGUAAUUGGAGCUUUCAUUAACCUCUUCGGCAGCAUUGCCAUCAACUUUGGAACGAACCUCCUUAAAUUAGGUCAUAAUGAGAGAGAAAGGCAGUCCGUGCAAGAUGUGGAUGGUGCAAAUGGCAAGCUUCCUUUAAAACCUAUUAUAUACUUCCACACUUGGAGAGUUGGCAUAUUAUUUUUCUUCCUGGGGAAUUGCCUGAAUUUUAUUUCCUUUGGAUAUGCUGCCCAGUCACUCCUUGCAGCUUUGGGAUCAGUUCAGUUCGUCUCCAACAUCGCUUUCGCAUACUUUGUGUUGAACAAAAUGGUUACCGUCAAGGUUUUGGUUGCAACAGCAUUCAUAGUCCUUGGAAAUGUCUUUCUGGUUGCGUUUGGUAACCAUCAAUCACCUGUAUAUACGCCCGAGCAAUUGGCUGAAAAAUACAGCAACAUCACAUUCCUUUUUUACUGUCUGAUUUUGAUGCUCAUCGUUGCCUUGCAUCAUGCAGUCUACAGGAGAGGAGAGCUUCUUGUUGCAGUUGCAGGACAGGAGCUGAGACCAUACUGGCAUAUGCUCCUUCCUUUUUCAUAUGCUAUAGUUUCAGGUGCCGUAGGCUCAUGCUCUGUGUUAUUCGCAAAAUCUCUGUCUAACUUGCUCAGACUGGCAAUGUCUAGCAGCUAUCAGUUGCACAGCUGGUUCACAUACUCAAUGCUGCUUCUGUUUCUCAGUACUGCUGGAUUUUGGAUGACAAGGUUGAAUGAGGGAUUGUCAUUGUUUGAUGCAAUUCUGAUCGUUCCCAUGUUUCAAAUUGCUUGGACAUUCUUUUCCAUUUGUACAGGAUUUGUUUACUUUCAGGAAUAUCAGGUGUUUGAUGCACUGAGGACAACAAUGUUCAUACUGGGAAUGACGGCCGUUUUCGUAGGGAUUUCUUUGCUGGCCCCCGAUGAGUCAAGAGGCGGUGAAGUGAAAGAUAAUCCAUCCUUAGCGUCUGUGACAUCUUCAGGCAUCUCAAGUGAAGCGGACAGAUUGAUCGCGCCAUACGGAGAUGGACACAGUAAAGAGACGAGAUCGUUCAUGCAAGAAUUCACCUUCAGGAUUACGGACAUAUUAGUGAGGGCGAAGAAUGCUUGCUCGGUUUCACUAGGAUUCACGGACGUUUCGAUCAACGCAUCCGCCGUGCUCGUAAUGCCCAUGGUGUCUUCAAAGAUCACGGGCUUUAGAAGCACUGGUUUCGACCGGUCAAAGGUUUUCUCCAUGAAGAACUUCGGGUGGAGCAGGAUCUCGCUCGACGAGGAGGGCGCGAAAAUGAUGGACACGGCUGUGGUGCUCGCAUAGAUUCUUUUCAAACUCUUGUAGCAUAUCAUCGAUUCGAACAUCCACGAAGUAGGGAUUGUUUAGAUUACACGUAUUUAGGGAUUGUUUUGGUUUUUAGAGGGGGG